Microdochium trichocladiopsis is the source of this 762-nucleotide messenger RNA. RefSeq lists its product as uncharacterized. The transcript has a single exon. Lineage: Eukaryota; Fungi; Ascomycota; Sordariomycetes; Xylariales; Microdochiaceae. The record is from RefSeq and is a predicted model, not a curated record. Bases 183 to 620 code for a protein of 145 amino acids.
AUCAAGGGAAGUUGGCGAGACUCGGAAGCUAGCAUUCACAAUGCCCGUCAGACACGCAGACAGACAAGCCGCGCGCCGCUCGCGGGUGGUGGGGAACACUGGUCAAUACCCAAAGAUGGAUAUCCGGAGGCACGCCACCAGCGUGGGCAGCAUUCUGAUACUGUCCCGCCACCACCAUAUCCAUGCCCGCUGGAGCCGGCUCGCAGUCAAUUUGGCUGACCCGAAUUUCCCGGUGUGCGACAACGUUGCUGCUGCCCCUGAAGGUGGUGGUGGUGGUGGUGGUGCUGCUGCUGCUGAUGCACUCCUACGACUUACUUUUCCUUAGACCCUAUGCACUCUCUGACUGGGGUUUUCACACAGAGGCGCCCGUUCCAUGCGGGCGCACUCCUCUCUCUGUCCGUGUCUGCAAGCUGCAGGCGCCUGCAGGCCCAGGCGCAUGGAUCGUUGCAGGGCCGCCACCACCGAGAGCUGCAGGCAGGCAAAAGAAGGGAAGGGGUGCAGCAGCAGCAGCGGCGGCGCGCCAGUUGCUGCAAUGUGGGUUGCAAAGUUCAUGCAGCUUCAGCAGCAUCCGGCUGCAUUUUUUCAAGGAGGAGGAGGAGGAGGAGGAUGAAGGGCGAUAAAAAGCCCGCCGGGCUAUUGUGCGGCCUUGAUUCAUCCCGCCCAUGUUGACCCUGCAAAAGACGUUGUGUGCGUGCGUGUGCGUGUGUGUGUGUUUGUGUGUGUCUGUCUGGAAGCCCGAUGUUCCUGCCCCCAAGCCGGCCA